CUUCGUUGAAAGAAAUCUUCAUAGACUGUACGUGGAUGGAAUAAAUCACAUAACAUCACUCUGUGAGCUUUCCCGUUAAGAAGUCUAACUUUGUUCUCGGCGAUUUAAUCUGUCUGUUUUCAAGAAUUAAAGAUUUGCCGUUCAAUGAACAGUUCUACUGACGUCAUCAACAGUCGGAGUAACGUCGGAGCGAUUCGUUUGACGACAUAAGUGUUUCCGGUAAUAAUCGUUGAUGAAAAUAAAACUAUAUCAGUCUCCCGAGCUUUCAGUCCGAACACAUGUCCGAAGCGUUCGUGUGAUCGACUAGUGCUCAACCCAAGGAGAAUCCAAGUAUGUUCAUACAAGUGCCAGACUCGGUGAACAAAUCCAUUCGAAAUGGAAUAAAACCUAGGACAGAGAUACAUUAUCCAAGUACUUCUUUAGGAAAUCACGAUCCCCGAACUGUUUGCAUGGACACUGGCACCGUUGGGUCACGGAAUACGAUCGACGGAGAGCUUGAGUGUGUGGUUUGUAGAGCAGACCGUGUUAUCGUGCCCGCGUCUGCGCCAAAUUACUUAACGUGGAGACCACCUCUGCUUCCCUCGCACCAAAACUACAGAUGGUCAAGAGAUCAUCGCAAUGAUCUACUAUUAACAACAUGCAGAGCUCCGCCAAUACAAAGUGUUACGGAGUAUACGAGACAGAAAGUUGAAGCAGCCGCACAGGAGGUGGAGAUACCUCCAAGGAGUGGUGACUGCAAUGAAGAAGAAGACAUUGAGAGUUUAGAAUCACCGCGUUCGUUUGCCUCUUCCGGUUCAAACAACAGUCGAGAUGAUUUAUUGGCGCAAUUCCCCGAGACGCAGACCCCAGCAAGAGCACAUACACCUGUUACGAAGUCGCGCACACAACAGCAGAACCCUUGGGGAAGGGCCUCCUAUUCCGAUCUAAUUACGAUGGCCAUCACAUCUACAAACAAUAACAUGAUGACUUUGUCGGAUAUUUACAGCUGGAUUGUCAAGAAUGUACCAUAUUUUAACGACAAGGGGACUUAUCUAUCAGUUCAAGGAUGGAAGAAUGCCGUUCGACACACUCUGUCACUCAGAAAGCGGUUUGUUCGUGUUCCAGACCCCAAGCGUCCAUACAAGUCAAUGUGGACAAUUUCCAGUGAUUAUCAAAGAAAUCAUUUGAAGGAAAAAAGGAGCCAUUUGGAUAGGAAAAACCCUCUGAAGAACAAAAAACUGAGCGCUCAGGAAAGUGAUCAAAUGGCUCAGUCAAUGGAUUUUGAAACAGCCGGUGAAUACAGCGGAAGCUGUGCCUCACCAAAUCAGAGCCAAGAGGGAUUUUAAAACGGAAUCGUAAAUGUAUAAAAAAUCUUUUAUCUAUAGCUUACUCAUAGUACUUACGCGCAUGCAUCGCACACUUUUUUCUCUCACAAUUGUGAUACAACAAAUGUUUAUUUCCUUGCUGGAGAUAUAUCUACUAUAAGCAGAAAUAAUUAAAAGCGAGUAAAAUAAUGAGAAUAUACUUUUUUUAUAGCGAGAAUUGUAAAAAAGAAAGAAAUGAAGAAGUUUAUCCAAAUGAAUAUUAUAUAUAUGUGUACAAAUGUCAAGUAAAAUUAAUCUGAAUAUUACAUUAUCUAGUUAACUGUUAUAAAAAAUUGAAUAAAAAAAUUGCAGCGAUCAUGAUUCAUGUUCAUUCAUCAUUAAAUUAUGGAGCAUUUCGAAGUUUCAGUCAGAACGGAGAGAGGAGUUCUUAUCAUUUAAUAUGGAAAGAACCCUUGGCAUGUCUCAUUUGAGUUAGCAAAAGUUGAAUGGAAGUUUUUUGGGAAAUGGAGAACUUGUUGUUUAAUUGAUUGAUCCGUUCAUGCAUAAAUGUGUUAUAAAUUGAAUGCCUUCUUUGAGUCAGCGGCUAUUGAAAGGAAGUUUUCGGGGAAAUGGGAACGUAUCAUUUUUAGAUUGUUCGGUUCAUACGUAAAUAAGUCCCGAUUUAGGCUCACUCUCAAAAUGUGGGACUGGGUUGCAAGAGUGUGUGGGCGUG
Stylophora pistillata is the source of this 2016-nucleotide messenger RNA. RefSeq lists its product as uncharacterized. Gene Ontology annotation, molecular function: DNA-binding transcription factor activity; sequence-specific DNA binding. Gene Ontology annotation, biological process: regulation of DNA-templated transcription. The record is from RefSeq and is a predicted model, not a curated record. Lineage: Eukaryota; Metazoa; Cnidaria; Anthozoa; Scleractinia; Pocilloporidae.